AUGGAUAUCCAGUCUUCAAGUGCGUCAGCGUUACCUAAUCCUGGCGAUCUCGUCUGGGCGAAAAUGAAAGGCUUUCCACCAUGGCCUGCGAAGGUCCUGGAAAAGGAUAAGGACACUCCUCUGUCGCGCAUUCCCGUCUUAUUCUUUGGGACUGGAGAAAAAGCUUUCAUGAAAGCAUCCGACGUUUGUGAUUAUUACGAAAACAAGGCACAGUAUGAAGUACCAAGAAAGCACAAGGGCUUCAAUGAGGGCAUUCAUGAGAUUCGUGUUGCUGCUGGCUUCGAAACGGCAUUUGACUUGGAUCCGCUCUUUGGCGCCAGCUCAUCGAAUAAAUGCCCGUCUCCUAUGCUUUCGGGAACAAUUCAGGACAAAACGCGAUCGGGCACUGGAAAAAUGUUGGCAGACGCUUUUCUUUCUGGAUUUGAACGGCGGAGAGCAAACUCUGGUUCGACGAGAUCUCGGUCCAGAGCUAGCAGCUCUGCUUCUGCGUUGAAGAAAUUGCGCAAAGCUAUGCACCGACGAAGGUUAGACAGUGGAAGUUCGGCUGGAUCGCGGCGGCUUAAGGGCAUGGCUGGAUUCAAUGAUCGCGGUGGCUUCGAUCUCUUCGACAGUUUUCAGGGACUGGAUGGUAACGAAUUCAAUAUGUUGGAUGAUGGUCUCAAUCUGCUUGCGAAUGAUGAUGCUAGAUCUACCCGGUCGAAGCGGUCACGUGCCUCUUCAAAGCUUUACGAUGAUUUCUUGCUCAAUGGCUUUGGUACAAGAACUCGGCAUCGUUCAGGAAGCGCGAGCGAGGCUGGAAGGAGAAGCAGGUUAAUCUCUGGAGUGUCGGAUGUGUUUGACGAGCUACUUUUUAAUGGUGAAUUAAAUUUACAACAAGCAGCGGAGCAGCUUCUACAUACCUUGGACGAGCUUCCUUCAGAGAGUAGCGAGGGACGACCUGGAACACCAGAGGCACCAGCACCUCUCCCUGGUCCCGCUCUCUUUUGCACAGCUUGUGGUUGUGAAUGUAAGCUCAACGAAGGAAAAUGGAGGUGUACUUCGAAGUUUUGCCGGAAGAUCAAUGAACCUGAUGGCUACUCUGAGCAAAAACCAAAAUACUCUUUAUCCACUGGUGCACCAAGUGCGACUUCUUCAACAACAGAAGUCAAGAAAGAAAAGAAACCUUCAGCAGCGGAUGUUAGGAACGAGCAGAAACUCGGAAACCAUGAAAUUGCGGAGACUGAAAGAGAACACUCGACUGCUCGUCAAAGCAAGAUGAAAACGCGAACCGAUGAAGUGGUGAAAGACGAAGAUGAGGGAGAGCAUAUGCGCCCAUCGUCGUCAAAUUCAAAAUCGACAUUAAACCACAGAGGACGACAGACGACUCCUCCACAGAGAAAGAGAUUCAGAAAAGAGGAGCCUGCGGAAAUCAGCUGUUCUGCGUCAUCAAAGGAACCUAGGAACAAGGUUGGAGUUGUAGUACAUCGUCGAGAAGAGUGCGAAAGGUACAAAAAGCGUGUACAAUUUCAGACGAGAGCGCUAACUCCUCCUCGCGAAAUGUCUUUGUUUUCACCGUCUUCUCCACAAAAAACUAGCAGUACUAAUACUGCGCAAAAUAAUGCCGAUCAAAAGCGGCACAUCCGCGGUACUGGACGUCCAAGGCAGUAUAAAGUUGAAAAGACACCAGUUAUGGGACCGAACGGUCAGCGACAGUGUACUUUUUGCAGUGGACAAGUCAGGCCCCAAAUGUGCGGUAGUAAUAAGCACAGGUGGCGUUGUGUAGACAAGAAAUGUCGAAAAUGGUAUGGCUGGGUCAAGAGUCAUGAAGAAAUACCAAGGGAUUUGGGCAAAAAAGGCAGAUGGAAUCUUGCUGCUCGCACGAAGAAGCCUAUAUCCUCUUCAUCCCGGAAGAAUAAAGAAGAGGAAGAUACAGGGCCUGCAUCGAUGUCUUCACAGGCUGAAGCAGCGUUAGCCGCUGCAGAGAUUCAGUCGAUGCGAAGUGAUGCUACUAAUGAUCCCCUGACAGUCGUAGUGGAGCAGAACAUACAGGAAGUCAAGAAAAAGCUUGGACGUCCUCCAAAAGAACACGGUCUGAAGAUUCGGUUGAAAGGAGUGAAAGAGAAGAAAGAGGAUACCCGUCAAAAACGGAAAUACGUUCGACGGCGGGAUAAAAUUGCCGGUGCAGUGAACAGUGUUUUGCAAGGCCGUUCUCUUGAACCGGAAGAGCCAAAACCUGUUCCUAUGCCUCUUACUGAGGCUGAAAAAAGCUUUGAACCCUGCGCUAUUGAGAAACGAGUUCGUUGGUGGUUGAGCGAGAAAAGGCGCGUAGAUGCAAGCCCUGAAAGAAAGUUUGAAACAAAGGCAAUCGACUCCUGCGCCGCUUUUCGAAUGCUCUCACAUGCGUUCAGAGCCACAGCUGUCACGCGAGCUGAUGAAGCCCAGUCAGUAAAUGGGUCUCUCGACAUUCUCAUGGACUCCCUCAUGGGUUCUCUAGGACCUCUCUUAACCGUCGCUUCCGCCGCCUUCGAAAAUUUGAUUCCCGAUGAACUUGCUCAAAAGCUGUGGAACUCUUCGGCUGUACACCUUCCAACUUUUCAGUAG
Ostertagia ostertagi is the source of this 2580-nucleotide messenger RNA. NCBI's taxonomy places the organism in Eukaryota, Metazoa, Nematoda, Chromadorea, Rhabditida, Trichostrongylidae. The record is from the annotation of a GenBank genome assembly.